This is a messenger RNA of Peromyscus eremicus (cactus mouse), 993 nucleotides long. RefSeq names its product zinc finger protein 844-like. The record is from RefSeq and is a predicted model, not a curated record. Lineage: Eukaryota; Metazoa; Chordata; Mammalia; Rodentia; Cricetidae. The transcript has 3 exons. The coding region runs from base 31 to 993 and encodes 320 amino acids.
CUGAAGAGCAUCUUCAAAGUUCUAGAGGAGAUGAAAGUCAUGAACAAAAUCAAACUGGAAAGAAACAUACUAUAUACACUCAAUGUGUUAAAGAUCUUUCAUAUCCCAGUACUCUUCAAAUGUAUGAAAAAGAACAUACUGGAGAGAAACCCUAUGAAUAUAAUCAAUGUGGUAAAGCUUUUGAAUUUCAAAACUAUCUUCAAGAACAUAAAAGAAAGCAUACUGGAGAGAAACCCUAUGAAGGAAAUCAUGGUGGUAAAGCCUUUUCUUGUCAAAGUAGUCUUCAAAUGCAUAAAAAAACUCAUUUUGGAGAGAAACCCUGUGAAUGUAAUCCAUGUAGUAAAGCCUUUACACAAUUCAGUAGUCUUCAAAAGCAUACAAGAACCCAUUCUGGAGAAAAACCCUAUCAAUGUAAUUUAUGUGGUAAAGCCUUUGCACAAUUCAGGUAUCUUCAAAGGCAUACAAAAACACAUUCUGGAGAGAAACCCUGUCAAUGCAAUUUAUGUGGUAAAGCCUUUGCACAAUUCAGUUAUCUUCAAAGGCAUACAAGAACACAUACUGGAGAGAAACCUUAUGAAUGUAAAGAAUGUGGUAAAGCCUUUGCAUAUCAUAGUCAUCUUCAGAGGCAUAAAAGAACACAUACUGGAGAGAAACCCUAUGAAUGUAAUCAGUGUGGUAAAGCCUUUGCAAGUCAUAACCAUCUUAAUACACAUAAAAGAACACAUACUGGAGAGAAACCAUAUGUUUGCAAUCAGUGUGGUAAGGCCUUUGCCCUUCACAGUCACCUUCAAAGGCAUAAAAGGCCACCUCCUGGAGAUAAACCAUAUGAAUGUAAUCAAUGUGGUAAAACCUUUGCAUGUCACAAAGUUUUUCAAACACAUAAAAGAAAACAUACUGAAGAGAACCACUAUGAAUGUGAUCAGUGUGGUGCACUUUUAUGCCUUUGACGAUGACUCUCAUAUACAACAGUUUUACCACAUUCAGUAUGUAUGA